GGUAUUUUCGCGUUUGUAGCGAACCUUCUCACUGAAGUGAGUCCAGUCAAAGAUUUUAAGGUAAUUUUUGGCUUUCUAAUUGUUUAAACGCUUACUUAUCGACGGAUAUUGCGGGUUUUGAUCGUGUCCUGCGCACUUCCUGGUGCCCAUACGCACCAGCAAUCCGAUAGUCCUGAAGUCUGGCCGAAAAACCAAAACAAACAAAGAAGACAACUACGCAGAAGACGAACAAAAACAAUGUCGGAAACAUACGAUUACCUGUUCAAGUUCCUGAUAAUUGGCAGUGCUGGCAGCGGUAAGAGUUGUCUGUUGCAUCACUUCAUCGAGAGCAAGUUCAAAGACGACAGUUCGCACACCAUCGGAGUGGAGUUCGGCUCGCGGAUUGUGAACGUGGGCGGCAAGUCGGUAAAGCUACAGAUAUGGGACACAGCCGGUCAGGAGAGAUUCCGAUCGGUGACAAGAUCGUACUAUCGCGGAGCAGCCGGAGCUCUCCUGGUCUACGAUGCCACUUCGCGGGACUCUUUCAAUGCUUUGACAAACUGGCUGAAUGAUGCUCGCACUCUGGCCAGCCCAAAUAUUGUGAUCCUUUUGGUGGGCAAUAAAAAGGACUUGGAGGAGGCGCGUGAUGUGACCUUUCUGGAAGCAAGCACCUUUGCCCAAGAGAACGAGCUUAUCUUCCUGGAGACGAGCGCCAAGACGGGGGAGAAUGUUGAAGAGGCCUUUCUCAAGUGCUCAAAGACCAUACUGGCCAAAAUUGAGACCGGAGAGCUGGAUCCCGAGCGCAUCGGCAGCGGUAUUCAGUACGGCGGAGCUGCUCUCCGUAACUUACAGACACGACAGCGCAGCAUCAAUAAGCCGGAUUGCACCUGUCGCGUUUAAGUCGCAUAAGUUGUGCUGAUUUAUUUCCAUUUAAUCUCAAACCGGAAUGCGCAUUCGGAUUACCCCUUAGUUGUAUUGUGUACUUGUGUGUGUCCACUUUUUUAGUAUGUAUUUUGUCUUGCUAGAUUAAUCAUUCCAAUUGUAAGCAUAAUGCUAAUCGAUUUGUUUUUUAACAUAACCAAUUACCACUUUGAAAACCUAUGAUUUCGGGUUAACCCCAAAUGUUACUUACUAUAAUUUGUAAUUCGUGAAGCACUAGAGCCCUCGAGCAACAAAUGAUGUAUGGCUAUAAGCACAUGGAUCUGAUCUAGAGGAUGAACAGAAUACACUCGGCAUUUUUAAUGUAAAUAAGUAGCGAUACGCCGUUGACGACGUCGCCGAUUGUAAAUCCCAUUGAAGCAUGCACGCGGUAAAUAAAAACGCCCAUUGAUAAAUUC
Molecule: messenger RNA, 1316 nt
Organism: Drosophila melanogaster (fruit fly)
Lineage: Eukaryota; Metazoa; Arthropoda; Insecta; Diptera; Drosophilidae
Gene: Rab4
Product: Rab4
Exons: 4
Coding region: 238-879 (213 amino acids)
Biological process (GO): Rab protein signal transduction
Cellular component (GO): endosome membrane; early endosome
Molecular function (GO): GTP binding; GTPase activity; G protein activity
Source: RefSeq, marked reviewed